AUGCCAGUCACAUUCGCGCCCGCUCCCGAGCACCAGCGCCGCCUGUCGGCAUCUUCCCCACCGGUCCAGCUCGUCGUCCUCGCGCCGAGGCUCGGCGCCGCGGGUCCCCGCUACAGGGGUGCCCGCCCUGUUCCCGAGGACCCGUUCGAGGAGUCUGGCGUAGCGCGCGCAGAAGGCACCACCACUCAAAGCGCAGGAGCGGAUGCCGCUGUACGCGGGGACGAGGAGGAUGCGGAGCGCCAGCCGCUGCUCGGCGACGAUGGCCCGCGGCCCGAUGUCCAAUGGGCGCUCACGCUGGGGAUCACCGUGGCCAUUGCGGCGAUCACGUUUUUGAUCCUGUUCGUGUGGAAGCUUACAGAGCCUGCACCCGAGUCGGACAACGGCGGUGCGUAG
Apiotrichum porosum is the source of this 393-nucleotide messenger RNA. RefSeq lists its product as uncharacterized. The record is from RefSeq and is a predicted model, not a curated record. The transcript is spliced from 3 exons. NCBI's taxonomy places the organism in Eukaryota, Fungi, Basidiomycota, Tremellomycetes, Trichosporonales, Trichosporonaceae. Bases 1 to 393 code for a protein of 130 amino acids.